AGUGUGUGAGAGUGACUGUGUGCGUGAGGAGGUUCCCUAAGAGUGAUGGUGAUUUUUUCAUAAUUAAUCUACAGAAUGUCUAAUCCAGCACCGCCUAGAAGGACAGGGGCGAUGAAAAUACGUCUCACAAUUCUGUGCGCGAAGAACCUGUCCAAGAAGGAUUUUUUCCGUCUUCCUGACCCAUUUGCCAAAAUAAGUGUAGAGGGGUCAGGACAAUGCCACUCCACAGACACAUGCCGCGCCACACUCGACCCAAAAUGGAACCAGUAUUAUGACCUGUACGUGGGCAAGGGGGACGGCAUCACCAUCAGCGUGUGGAACCGCCGCAAGAUUCACAAGAAGGCAGGCAGCGGCUUCCUCGGGUGUGUCCGUAUCGUGUCCUCCGCAAUACACAGACUCAAGGAUACAGGUUACCAGCGGCUGGACCUAACGCGGGCGGGCCACGACGACUGCGAGCCCGUGCGGGGCCAGAUCGUGGUAUCCCUCAUGUCACGGGACGGCCGAGGCACGGGCUCUCACAACGCUGUAGUAGACACUCUUGGGAACCUCUCCUCACCUGAUGACCUGCCUGAGGGCUGGGAAGAGCGAAGAACAACGACUGGUCGCUUGUACUACGUGAACCAUCAUGACCGCACCACUACCUGGGAGAGGCCCACGCUCCCAGCACACAUCAUGCCGGCUGACACCAGUGGCGUUGCUUCUCCGAGUAGACACUCCACUUCUUCCACAACAAUUGCAAGUACGACUACGUCACCAGCAGGAGGAAAUAUUGUGCUCAGUAAUCCCAAUACUACUUCUUCUGAUGUGCCACAAGAGGGAACACCAGUCAGAAGAGAUCCUAGAGAACACAGAAGGAGCAGGGCUGAAAGUGUAGAGCGUGUAAGCCAAAGAGAUACAGGAGAAUCUCGACGGAACCCAGAUUCAGUUAGAAGACGAUCUGCUCGCCACCGCAACUACCUCUCGCGCAACCAGCUUCAUCAGCCGCUCGAUCUUCCUGAUGGUUUUGAAAUGAGAACAACACAGCAAGGUCAGGUGUACUACUAUAACAUUCACACUGGUACUUCCACGUGGCAUGAUCCAAGAGUACCCCGAGAUUUAGGAGAUAUAAAUAUUGAUGAGCUGGAGCCACUCCCGAGAGGAUGGGAACUCAGACAUACUCCAAGUGGCAGGCCAUAUUUCUUAGACCACAGCAAUCGGACGACACAGUUCACUGAUCCCAGGCUUUCUAACAGUCAUAUUCUCAAUAAUAUACUCAGGAAUCGCAGUGAAGGGAGCAAUCGAUCUAGUAUAAUUGAAAGUGGAAGUGGCAGUGACCCCAGAAUUAGUUCACAGACUGAGAGUCCUCCAGUCUCUUCCACUAGUGUCUCAAAUAAUAGAAGUAAUAGUUCCUCUAACAGUAGAAGAAAUAGCUCAUCCAGAAGUAGAGGGCCCUCUCCUGAAGCUAACUCAGCAAUGGACGCUAUUUCAAGUGCUUUGCCUAGUACUGAAGAACACAAUAAUUCACUUAUCAAUGGUACUCAAGUUUCAACAAGUGUUGUGCCUACAAGUGUUAGUAAUACUAGUAAUAUAAGCAGUGAAGGAAGUGGUUUAAGCAGUAGUUUAAAUAGUAGUAUGAACACUACUGUCAAUACCAGUAACACUAGUAACCCUGUGGUGUUGCAAAACAACAGCACAAACUUACAAAUAAGUAGUAACAAUAAUACUCCUGGAUCUAAGGAUCCAGCUGUGAUAGACCUAGAAGGUGAUUGUCUCCCAAAAUAUAAGCGAGAUUUAGUGGCAAAGAUGAAGGUGUUAAGGGCAGAACUACAGUGCCUCCAGCCACAGAGUGGACACUGUCGUUUGGACAUACCACGUGGUGAAAUCUUUGAGGAAUCUUAUAGACAAAUCAUGAAGAUGCGGCCAAAAGAUCUACGAAAAAGAUUAAUGGUUAAGUUCAAAGGUGAAGAAGGACUUGAUUAUGGUGGAGUUGCUCGAGAAUGGUUGUACCUGUUGUCCCAUGAAAUGCUCAAUCCAUACUACGGACUUUUCCAGUAUUCCAGGGAUGACAUUUACACACUUCAGAUCAAUGCAGACUCAAGUGUGAAUCCAGAGCAUCUGUCCUAUUUUCAUUUUGUGGGUCGAGUGAUAGGAAUGGCAGUUUUCCAUGGACACUACAUAGAUGGUGGGUUCUCCAUGCCAUUCUACAAGAUGUUGCUCAACAAACUCAUAGUUCUGGAUGAUAUAGAAGCUGUUGAUCCAGAACUUCAUCGUUCGCUCAACUGGAUGCUGGAGAAUGACAUUACGGAUGUCAUUGAUACCACAUUCACUGUUGAACAUGACUCAUUUGGGGUCAUUCAGAUGAGGGAACUCAAGCCUGGAGGCAGUAAUGUUGCAGUUACUGAAGAUAAUAAAAAAGAAUAUGUCAGGCUCUAUGUUACUUACCGUUUUAUGCAGGGUAUUGAGCAGCAGUUUGCAGCUUUGCAGAAGGGCUUCACAGAAGUCGUACCACAACAUCUACUGAAGCCGUUUGAUGAAAGGGAAUUAGAACUGAUAAUUGGUGGAUUAGGCAAGAUUGAUAUUGAUGAUUGGAAGGCCAAUACAAGGUUAAAGCACUGCACACCCGAAACACCGGUAGUCGGCUGGUUCUGGCAAAUUGUCGACUCGUAUUCAGAGGAAAUGAGAGCAAGACUGCUUCAGUUCGUGACAGGAUCAUCUCGUGUUCCUCUGCAAGGGUUCAAGGCCCUUCAAGGUUCUACUGGCGCUGCAGGACCUAGGCUCUUCACCAUUCAUCAGAUUGAAGCUCCAACAGAGAACCUGCCCAAAGCUCACACUUGCUUCAACCGCAUAGACAUACCUCCAUAUGAGUCGCACAGCAAGAUGUUUGAGAAACUGACCCAAGCUGUGGAGGAAACCUGUGGCUUUGCAGUAGAAUAAAUAGAAAAUAAUGAAGAAAACAUUAUAUGAUAUCAUAUAUUACAGAAUGUGUAUGAAAAAGUGUUUAGAAAAAUACAAAAGGAUAAAAAACAGACAAAAAAAGAUGUGUAUCAUGGAACUAAGAUUUGUGUUUGAAGUAAAAUGUAAUUAUUGAUAAUUAUUAUAUUUAUAAAAUAAACAUGUGAUAAUUGUAAUGUAUUCGUAGGAAGUGAUCACCAUACUAAUUUAUGAAAAUGCUGAAACCAAAAAAGAUGAGACUUUUGGAAAUUCUGUAAUUUGAAUGCUCGAGUAUAUUGUGCAAUUUGUAAAAAAAAUAUAUUUGUUACUAUUUGACAGUAUAUUUACAGAGACAGUGCUGGGUUUUAUGUACAGAUCUUUGUGUUCAUAAAUACUGUUGAUGGUUUGCAUAGUUUUGAAGAUUUUUCUAAGUGUAAACUGUACAAACAAAAGUGUCAUGGUAUGUUAAUGAAGAAUUUGAAAUACUUUAUAUGCUCUGUAUGCUAAGGAGAAGUAGCAAAAGCCAGAGAGUGCUUUUGUUGCCUUGUCCAUUGUCAAUCAGCGUAAGAGCAGAUCUCGGGUGUCUUCCACCUCUUGAGUGGUGACUUCAAAUUCCAGCCAAGAAUUGUUAAUGUUCUUAACUAUUGGGAACAUUCAGCUUUUAGUCAUAUAUCAAUAAACUGUGAUAGCAGAACAGUUCCAUCUUCCAAGGCAGUGACAGAUAGCACUUGCAAACAAAAUACAUACAUACAUACAUUCACACUCACUAACAUAUUUUGAGAAACACAUGGUUAAUGCUGUUGUAUAUAAAUGUUUACCAAAUGUACAUGUUCAUGUACACAGAUAUGCUGCAUAUACUUUUUUGCUUACUAUUUUAUCAUGCAUACAUUUAUAGUUUAUAUGGAGGUAUGCAUGUGCUCUUUUUUGACAGAUGGAUUGGUGAAAUAUUUGCAAUUGGCCUUCAGUGUAAUUAUUAUGCUUCUCAGUACCUUAUUUAUUGACACUAUAUGUGUACAUUAAAAUACUCUUCUGCAGUUCAAGUUGCUUGUGUGAAAUGGCAGGGUCAAUGGGUCAUAUAUAUAUGCAUAAUUUACUCACAAAUUUUCUGUAAGAUAGUUAUCUUCUGUUGUGUAUUUCGUAUACGUUAAUUCUACACGUCUGUAAAUUGUUCUCAUUAAAAAUUAUAUGCAGACAGAUUUCUGACAGGUAAAUUAAGACUCAAACCAAUAUUUCCCCCCCCUUUUUUUUUUCAUUACGAAAGUGUUACUGCAUUUAAUAUACAAAGAACAUUAAAACCUUGAUCUGCUUAGCUAUGAUUUCACAUGCCAAUGUAAUAAUGAAUCUCACUAGGUCAUUGCAAUCUGGUGCCUCAUCGUAAUUUAGCAUCUGUCAUUUGGCUACACGCAGCAUUUACAGUAGUCAAUAUAUGAGAAUAUUGAGUUAUACUAUUAAAAGAAUAAAUCAUCUGUAUUAUAAUUGUUUUGCUAUUGCCAUUUUAAUUAGGUAAGUUGUAAAAGGUGUGCUGUGCAAAAGUUUUCAUAGAGGUCAUUUUUUGUAGAUAUUUCAUCACAUUAUCAUGAUUGACAUGUGCUGAAGCUGCCAUUUGAUAGAUAAUAUAACUGGAUGUUUCAAGAAUUCACAUUUAUCAAUAAAAAUAUCUAUAUCUAUACUCACAGUAAUUGUUCCACACCACUACAGACAUUCCUUGAUCAUUCUUAAUUUGUUGUGAUGAAAUUUAUUGUUGCUGAUUCAUUCCUGAGAAGCUUAUUAUUAAUUUAUUUGUAAAUGUAUAGCGAGUACUGUUUGUAAUUCUUAGAUUAUGGUUGAAUAAAAGUAAACACAAACACAGAAAAUAUCCCCUUGUGCCCAAAUAUAUUUACUCCCAUGUUUACCAGAAACUUAAAAACAUAUUUUUGUAACCUGUUUGUCACUGAUAUACUGUAACCUAAUAAUCACAUUGGAAAUUAUGGUUUGCCUGUUUCAAGAUCAGCUGUGUUUAGAAUCAGACAGUUUAGCUCGACAAAUUAUAGGCAUAUAUUUUGAACCAUCUGAAGAUGGUGUAAGAACAUGCAAUUUCUUUGCCUGUAUAACAAAUCAGCCACAGGUUAGUAAUUUUGUAAUUUUAGAACUGAAGUCAAUCAAAAUGACCCAUUUUAUAUUUUCCCAGGCAUGUGUAAAUGUUUUCCUAUACAGAACACCCACAUUGAUUACAUAUGGAAUAAUCAUGUGGUAGAAAGUAUAACCAAGCUUUGUGAUCAUGAAGAAAAUGAAAUUUCCAUUUAGACAUAAUUAUAAUAUAAAUGAAGAUUGCUUUAUACAACUGAAGUGUAAAGAAACAUUAUAAAGCACAAAAUAAGAAUUUACAUAUCCUCUAACUUCUCAGGACAUCAGCGUUUCUGUUUGUAUACCUUAAAGAUGCCUUUAUUUUAUUGCAACCCUCUUCCUCCUUUCAUAAUGUGAUUUUCAUGACCCCAUGCAGUACAUGAAGUAACCAUGUGUAGUGUACAUUAUCAUGCAGGAACAUCAUAUUGAUUUGUUUAAGAGACAUCCAUUUAGGUUUUAUGUGUGACUAGUAUUUUGUUGUGCACUUCUAUGAUACAGCAAAAAGGGAGAUAUCCAUGAUAUUCAGGAUAAUAGGUGUGGCAGGCAGCCAGUCAUGUAAUUAGUUGUGCUAUUAAGAGAAUAUUUAGGAUUUGUAAUAAAUUUGUAAAUGA
This is a messenger RNA of Penaeus indicus, 5624 nucleotides long. RefSeq names its product E3 ubiquitin-protein ligase SMURF2-like (gene Smurf). The record is from RefSeq and is a predicted model, not a curated record. Gene Ontology annotation, cellular component: cytoplasm. Gene Ontology annotation, biological process: negative regulation of BMP signaling pathway; proteasome-mediated ubiquitin-dependent protein catabolic process; protein polyubiquitination. The transcript is spliced from 15 exons. Lineage: Eukaryota; Metazoa; Arthropoda; Malacostraca; Decapoda; Penaeidae. Gene Ontology annotation, molecular function: protein binding; ubiquitin protein ligase activity. Bases 76 to 2913 code for a protein of 945 amino acids.